CCUUUUUUUCACGGGACACACACAGGAAGAGCCGCUAACUAACACUUACUUGUUCCUAAAAUGUCAGAGGACAGUAUUUCAGUGGCUCAGGACCAGUUUAGCUGUCCAGUUUGCCUGGAUCUCCUGAAGGAUCCUGUGACCAUUCCCUGUGGACACAGUUACUGUAUGCCCUGUAUCACAGACUGCUGGGACCAGGAGGAUCUGAAGGGUGUUUACAGCUGCCCUCAGUGCAGACAAACCUUCACUCCAAGACCUGCUCUAUCCAAAAAUGUGGUGUUUGCUGAAAUGCUGGAGAAACUGAAGCAGACGAGCCUCCACGCUGAGGGUUCUGCUCGGUGUUUUGCUGGACCUGGAGAUGUUGAGUGCGACGUUUGCACUGGAAGAAAAGGCAAAGCUAUGAAGUCCUGUUUAGUGUGUCUCAGCUCUUAUUGUGCAGGUCACCUCCAACAACAUAAUACUUUUUUCAAAGGGAAGAAGCAGCACAAGUUGAUGGAUGCCACUAGACGACUACAGGAGGCCAUGUGCCGUAAACAUGAUAAACAUUUGGACAUCUACUGUCGUACCGACCAGCGGUGCAUUUGUUAUUUGUGCGUAAUUGAGCAGCAUAAAAACCAUGACACAGUGACAGCUGCAGAGGAGAGGACAGAGAAACAGGAACAGCUGAGUAAGGAACAAAAAAACUUACAAAGGAGAAUCCAGCAAAAAGUCCAAGAGAUUCAGAAGCUGAGAGAGACUAUAGAGUCACACAAGCUCUCAGCACAGACAGCGAUGGAGAACAGUGAGAAGAUAUUCACUGAGCUGAUCCGCUACAUUGAAAGCAGACGCUUAGAGUUUACACAGCUGAUCAGAGGUCAGGAAAAGGCUGCCGUGGGUCGAGCUGAAAGACUGGUGAAGCGUCUGGAGCAGGAGGUUGAUGAUAUGAAGAGCAGAGACUCUGAGAUGAAGCAGCUUUUACAAACAGACGAUCACGUAUACUUCUUGCAGAGUUUCCGGUGUUUGUCUUCUCCUCCUGAAGCUACAGAUGUAGGCAACACACACUGCUCCGCUCUCUCCUUUGAGGAUGUGACAAAAUCUUUGUCUCUGCUGAAAGAGAAACUCAAGGAUUCCUGCGAACAGCAGAUGGAAAUGGUGUCUGGUGGAGUGACAUACGUCCAGAUCAUUCCCACCCCAGACCCCAAGACCAGGGAGGACUUCUUACAGUAUUCCCGCCAGCUCACUCUGGAUCCAAACACAGUGAACAAACGCCUUUGCCUGUCUGAAGGAAACAAACGGUCCUUCGUCACUGGCUCAGUCCAGCAGUAUCCUGAUCAUCCAGACAGAUUUGAUCAGUAUCUUCAGGUGAUGAGCAGAGAGAGUGUGUGCGGACGCUGUUACUGGGAGCUGGACUGGAGCGGCAGUGGCGGACUCGCUGUAUCAGUGGCGUACAAGAGCAUCGGGAGGAAGGGAAAAGGUGACGAGUGUGUGUUUGGGUUCAAUCGCCAGUCCUGGAGUUUGUUCUACAGUCUCUCCGGUUCCUCAUUCUUUCACGAUAAGAAACAGAUUAAGCUUCAUGCACCUCUCAGCUGCUGUAGAUUAGGAGUGUAUGUGGAUCACAGAGCAGGAACUCUGUCUUUCUACAGCGUUUCUGACACAUUAAUGAGCCUCAUCCACACCGUCCAGACCACAUUCACUCAGCCGCUCUAUCCUGGGUUUUUACUUGAUUUUGGAUCGACUGUAAAGCUGCUGUGAAAAAAGAGUGCUUAGUGUUAGACAGAUAACACACUUUUAAAGUUGAUAUAUCAGACAUACACCAGAGAAUAUGAUUUCUUUUUUAACAUCACUCAUAUUAUGGAUUAAAAUAAGGAGGAAAUAUGUGGAAAUGUUAAUUCUCAGUCUCUCUGGAUUCUCUAGAUGCGGCUGAAGGCAAAUUUAUUCGCCCUUCUGGGACGUUUUAAUUAUUUUUCAAAUAUUCCCAAGGCUAACAGAGAACAUUUUUAAAUAUAAUAGUCUUAUAACUAAUUUCUAAUAACACAUUUCUUUUGUUGGAAGUUUUUUACAGUGUAGGUCAUAGAAAUUUACUUGAAAGUCCUGGAAAAUUCAUUCAUUUUCUUUUGGGUUUAGUCCCUUUAUCAAUCCGGGUUCGCCACAGCGGAAUGAACCGCCAACUUAUCCAGCACAUGUUUUACGCAUCGGAUGCCCUUCCAGCUGCAACCCAUCUCUGGGAAACAUCCAUACACACUACAGACAAUUUAGCCUACCCAAUUCACCUGUACCGCAUGUCUUUGGACUGUGGGGGAAAUCGGAGGAAACCCACGCGAAACAGUCCAAACACAUGCAGGGAAAACAUGCAAACUCCACACAGAAACGCCAACUAACCCAGCCGAGGCUCGAACCAGUGAUCUUCUUGCUGUAAGGCAACAUUGCAAGAAUUAGAUGCUUUGUUUCCAGUGAAGACUUAGAGAAACUUGUUCAUGCUUUUAUCAGCAGCAGGGUGGAUUACUGUAACGGCCUCCUCACUGGCCUCCCCAAAAAGACAGUCAGACAGUUACAGCUCAUCCAGAACGCUGCGGCCAGAAUUCUGACCAGAACCAGGAAAUCAGAGCACAUCACACCUGUCCUCAGGUCUUUACACUGGCUCCCAGUUACAUUCAGAAUAGAUUUUAAAGUAUUAUUACUGGUCUAUAAAUCACUAAAUGGCCUAGGACCUCAUUAUAGAUAUGCUCACUGAAUACAAACCUAACAGAUCACUCAGAUCUUUAGGAUCAAAUAAACUAGAAAUCCCAAGAGUUCAGUCAAAGCAGGGUGAAUCGGCUACUAACAG
Molecule: messenger RNA, 2800 nt
Organism: Danio aesculapii
Lineage: Eukaryota; Metazoa; Chordata; Actinopteri; Cypriniformes; Danionidae
Gene: ftr64
Product: finTRIM family, member 64
Exons: 6
Coding region: 61-1728 (555 amino acids)
Molecular function (GO): protein binding; zinc ion binding
Source: RefSeq, a predicted model, not a curated record